Messenger RNA from Lathyrus sativus (Indian pea), 429 nucleotides. NCBI's taxonomy places the organism in Eukaryota, Viridiplantae, Streptophyta, Magnoliopsida, Fabales, Fabaceae. The record is from the annotation of a GenBank genome assembly.
AUGAAAAAGCAACACACAUAUUAUCCAACCUCAUCAACAUCUUCUAAGCUAGGAGUUGGCAAAGAUUCACAAGUGAUAUCAAAAGCGAAGCCGAAAAUCCGAAUAAUUCAUAUAUAUGCUCCAGAAAUCAUAAAAACUGAUGUUGCAAAUUUCAGAGAGCUUGUUCAAAGACUCACAGGAAAGCCAGAAGAACAUGAAAAGGGAGGUGCAAGAAGCAAAUCCAAAACUGCACUACCUAUUGUGCAAGAAGAUGAAAAGGAUUUUCUUAGUCUGCAAAAUGGGAUGAUAAGUGUGAAGAAUGAAACUGAAGAGGAUGAAAUAUGGAGAAGAUCAAAGUCAAAUGAAAAAUUCAAUGGUUUCUUAGAUGGUUUUUCAGAAUAUGAUGGUUUUAUGGAAGAGUUAAGUACUACUAUGCCUCUACUUAAUUAA